AUGGUGGUGAAGUGUCGUAAGUUACAGUUUCAUUCGUUCCUUGUACUUUGUAAUUUUCUCGUGCCCAUCUUUGAGAAAAUAAUUCUUACUACUUCCGUAAUCUUGUUUAUAAGAAAAAACUUUUCUUUUGCCAGUCGUGUAGAUGUAUGGCGUAAAAAGAGAAAAAUAGAAAUACCUCAAAAUGAAGCAGCUGAAAGUGCAGGACAAAAUAUUGUGAAAACUUAUAGUAGGCAAGUGCCAGUCGUACAUCUAGAGGCUACUUUUGAUGCAAAAUCUAAUCAGCCAUCAACUAGUACUAAUAGUUCUGAAACUAAGGCUUUGAAAAUAAACUGGCCAGUAACUGAUCUAACUUUGGCAUGCCAUGAAUUGACUAUUGAGAAAAGUGUUGAUAAUAACUUGAUUGGUCUGACUGGGAACAGAAUUGUUGACAUCCAACACGUCCUUCACUGGGCAUUUGCUCUGGAAAAGCACACAAAAACUUGCGCAAAUAGUACCAUUGAAUUUGUCAGAGAGCUGCGGAAAGGCUUCAACAGUAUAUUCAUUUUUAAAUGCAGCAUGUGUGAUAAAGAAUUUAGAGAGAGCAAUGAGAAUAGUGAUGGUGAAAAACUAAACACUGGCUUUGUGUGGGGAACUGUAACAGGUGGGGGUUAUUAUACACAAGCGUCUCACUUAACUAAUGUAAUGGAUAUCCCUACAAUGGGUCCUACAAAAUUUAGGAAGAUAGAAAAAUCACUGGGACAUACAUGGAAAGAUCAAUUGACAGAAGAAAUAAAGAAAAUAGGACAACAAGAGAGAGCUAUAGCUAUUGAAAAAGGCCAAAUUACUGACGAUGGCAUUCCAUACAUAGAAGUUGAAGUAGAUGGUGGGUGGGCCAAGAGGAGCUACGGUCAUAACUAUAACUCAGCAUCUGGUAUGGCUUGCAUCAUUGGGAAAAACACGAGGAAGUGCUUGUAUAUUGGGGAAAACAAAUAUUGUUAUCAUUGUCAUUUAUACGAGAAAGACAAAAAGGAUGUGCCCCCACACAAAUGUUUCAAAAAUUACCAGGGAUCAUCAACUGGUAUGGAGGCAGAAAUAUUAGUGGAGGGCUUUCAGAAGUCAGAAGAAAUGCAUGGUGUACAAUAUCUUUCAUUUAUUGGAGAUGGCGAUUCCUCUGUUUUCGCUCAAUUGAAAGAAAAAGUGUCAUAUGGUCAAAAAAUACGGAAAACAGAGUGCAAAAACCAUGUUAUAAAAAAUUAUACAAGUGGACUUUAUAAGAUACUGGCUAAUACCAAAUUACCUUUGUACGGUCGCAAAAUGUUAAAAGCCAGGUUGUCAAAACUAACUGUAAUUUCGAGAAUGAUAAUCUUGCAUCAUGCCGAAAAUAGAUUGGCUAUGAGAAAUGACCUGCAGCAUGGCCCUUCACAUGUGUUUGGUGAACAUGAAAAAUGCCAAGAUUAUUUUUGCAAAUUCACUGCAACUGGCGAGCAAGAUGAAAAUUAUGUCACCAGUAUGAAGAAACAGGCUCCUGCCGUUUGGGCACUUAUUGUUGCUGCAAAUGAAUCUGUAAUCGCUAAAACAAAUCGGUUGUCAAAUGAUACAACCAAUCAUGUUGAAAACUUUAUGAGUAUUAUAAGUAAAUUCAACUGUGGUAAGCGGCUCAAUCUUCACACAGGUGGAUCUUAUCAGCGUAGAGUGAUGGUUGCAGGCCUCUCGCAAGUAACUGGUCAAACUUGGCAUAACCCUGCGUGGCGAAAACAUACUAACAGUUCGCCAGGCAAAACUUUUAGGAAAUAG
Messenger RNA from Cydia strobilella, 1773 nucleotides. RefSeq lists its product as uncharacterized. The record is from RefSeq and is a predicted model, not a curated record. Bases 1 to 1773 code for a protein of 590 amino acids. Lineage: Eukaryota; Metazoa; Arthropoda; Insecta; Lepidoptera; Tortricidae. The transcript has 6 exons.